AAGGCCACCGAUGAGCAUUCCCUAGGUCAAGAGAAGCUCUUCAGUCCACUUUGCAGUCCACUUUGCAGUCCACAAACCACAAGUCUCAAAUCAGUGUCUUCAAACUGUAGCAUUAUGUCUCCUUCAGCAACCGUAGAUAUCGUCCCCGUGGUAGCGCCCAUCGCGGAGAAAGUUCUCCCUGUGUCUCUCAAGGAGCAAGCCCCGGCUGUCCAGCCUGAAGACGAUGGACUCCCAAAGGUCCUGACGGGACACAAGGAGCCAUUGAAACUCAGCGGCGCCCUCGACCAGUUCGACCAGUUCGAUGUCACCCCCGUGAUUGGCAAGGAGUUUGCCAACGUCGAUCUCGCCGAGUGGUUGCGUGCACCCAACUCUGACGAACUGCUCCGCGACUUGGCCAUCACGGUCUCCCAGCGCGGCGUCGUCUUCUUCCGCAAGCAGGACAACAUCACCAAUGAUCUGCAAAAAGAACUCGUCCAACGACUCGGCCAACUCACCGGAAAGCCCGAAACGUCAGGGCUGCAUAUCCACCCUAUCAGCAACUCCUCACGCUCGACAGGAGUCGAUGACGAUGAGAUUAGCACAAUCUCCUCCAGGCAGGCCAAGGCCCUGUUCGCCGACCGGUUCCCCAAGCUAUCACAGAGCCAGAAGCGCCAGUGGCACAGCGACAUAACCUUCGAGCCUGUCCCCAGCGACUACGCCCUCCUGAGACUCACAGAGCUCCCCAAGACCGGCGGAGACACCCUUUGGGCCUCGGGAUACGAACUCUACGAUCGCAUCUCUAAGCCGCUCCAGGGCUUCCUCGACAAGCUCACGUUCUACUCCGCCCAGCCGGAAUUCAACAAUGCCGCCGCUCGCAACAACUUCCCCAUCUACGCAGCCCCGCGCGGUGCACCCGAGAACAUCGGGGAAGCCCUCGAGGCCAUCCACCCCGCAAUCCGCACCAACCCCGUCACCGGGUGGCGGAGCGUCUUCGCCGUCGGCCAUCACGUCCAGAACCUCCAGGGGCUCAGCGAGGCGGAGUCCAAGUACUUCCUCGACUGGUUCGUCCAGCUGAUCGUCGAGAACCACGAUUUGCAGGUCCGUCUGCGCUGGCAAAACCCCAACGACGUCGCCAUCUGGGACAACCGUAGUGUCUUCCACGCUGCCACCCCGGAUUACAUCAAUAAGGACCUGGGCGAGCGCACCGGGUCGCGCUCGGUAGGCUUGGGUGAGAGGCCCUACUUUGAUCCUCAGAGCACCGGUCGACAAGAGGCCCUGGCUGCUGCUAAGGAGACUUGAUUGGGGAACUCGGUGGGCCUCGGAGAGCAUAGCAUCCGAUAAUGGCGACGAGUACUCCGUACAGCUACUCUAGAUAGUUAAUGAGUUAUGUUUAGGCUUCGAUGAAAAACGUAAUGUAUCGUGUGAGAACACAGUCAGACUAGGAGGAUGCUAGUCACAUGAUACACAUGCAUCCCUCUAUAUAAACGGUCGCAGCCUUCACGGAGUUCUUUCGUCCUCAAGGAUCA
This is a messenger RNA of Eremomyces bilateralis CBS 781.70, 1505 nucleotides long. RefSeq names its product taurine catabolism dioxygenase. The coding region runs from base 115 to 1278 and encodes 387 amino acids. Gene Ontology annotation, cellular component: cytoplasm. Gene Ontology annotation, molecular function: 2-oxoglutarate-dependent dioxygenase activity. The record is from RefSeq and is a predicted model, not a curated record. Lineage: Eukaryota; Fungi; Ascomycota; Dothideomycetes; Eremomycetales; Eremomycetaceae. The transcript is spliced from 3 exons.